Cylas formicarius (sweet potato weevil) is the source of this 2295-nucleotide messenger RNA. RefSeq names its product probable ATP-dependent RNA helicase Dbp73D (gene Dbp73D). NCBI's taxonomy places the organism in Eukaryota, Metazoa, Arthropoda, Insecta, Coleoptera, Brentidae. The coding region runs from base 57 to 2003 and encodes 648 amino acids. The record is from RefSeq and is a predicted model, not a curated record. Gene Ontology annotation, cellular component: nucleus. The transcript is spliced from 7 exons. Gene Ontology annotation, molecular function: nucleic acid binding; ATP binding.
GAUCAUUCGGCCAGAAUUCGAACAGUUAUUUCACAAGAUAUUAUCUAUAGAAUUAUAUGAAGAAUAAGAAGAAGGUAACCCAAAACUUACACAAAAAAAUAUGUAAAAUGGAUUUAUUUGUUAUACACAGACACGGAGAAGAUCACUUAACAGAUUCCAAACAGGAACAGGAACAAAGCAAUCUAGCCAAAUUCUUAGGAAAAAUUGAAUACAACCAGAGAAACCGCAAGAAACAGAAGGAAAAAAGUAAAAUUAAGGCAUUUGAGAGGACCGCGCGCUUACGCCAAAUUAAAAGAGAAAAAUUGGCAAAAAUUGUUAAUGUUCCAGAAAAUUCUGGUGUGGAUGAAUUCACUGAUGUUAGUUUAACCAUUGAGAAUGAUCUUCCUCCUAGCCAAGAUGUUGAAAAAAUUAUUAAAUUUGGACAUAAGGAACCAUUAAAUGACGAUUUUAGAAUAUUGGGAGUUGAAAAUUUUAACAAGAAAGAAAAGGUGAAAUGGGUGUUACCGCAAUGGAUUUCGCAUCCUACUUUAAUAUCAGCAGAUCUUAAAAAUCUAAAAACUAAAAUUUCUGAUCUGAAGGUACUGGACAAACACCUACGAAAAUUAUUGAAGGCAAAUGGGUUAGUUAACAUGUUCCCAGUCCAAGCUCAGGUGAUUCCCUGGUUAUUGCAGAGUAAUAAUUGCAUUAUGUUCCCAAGAGACUUGUGUGUUUCUGCCCCAACCGGAAGUGGUAAAACUUUGUCAUUUGUUUUACCCAUAAUACAGUUACUUAAGGAGUACUCUUUUAAGAGACUUAGAGCAUUGGUUAUUUUGCCUACUCAAGAUUUGGCUAGGCAGGUAUUUAAAUCCUUUAAAAUAUAUUCCAAAGGUACCACACUCGACAUUUUGCUCUCCGUAGCACAGAACUCAUUUCAAGUGGAGCAGAAAAAUUUGGUGACAAAAAAUGACGCCUUUGGUUACGUAAGCAAGGUUGACAUACUUGUGUGCACUGCUGGAAGAUUAGUCAGCCAUCUCAAGGAUACAGAAGGUUUUGAUUUGCAAUUUCUAGAGUUUUUGGUGAUCGAUGAAGCUGACAGGGUCCUUGACAGUAUGCAAAAUGACUGGCUGCACCAUUUAGAAAAUCAUAUUCCACAUAUGGGACCAAGCAGAAUAUUAAACCAGUUAACCCUAAAAUGUCGCAAACCACCACAAAAGCUGCUUUUUUCGGCGACGUUAUCGCAAGAUCCUGAAAAACUCAAGCAGCUGUCACUUUUCCAACCCAUACUCUUUACGUCUGUUUGUGAAAAUUCAGAUGUAAGUUCCUCAGCGGAAGUCAACUCUGAAAGUUUCGCAGGAAAGUAUGCCACGCCAAGGGAAUUGACAGAGAAAUACAUAGAAACGUCGGUCAAUUUGAAACCGCUAGUCUUGUAUAAAUUGAUAAGAGGGGAAAACUUGAAGAAAACUUUAAUAUUUACACAUUCGAUAGAGUGCACACACAGACUGACUAUCUUACUUAAGGCACUGUUCAAAGACGAACUGCUAAUAAAAGAAAUAUCUUCACAGUUGCAGCCCAAGAGUAGGGAGGAGCUGAUUCAGAAUUUUUCCGAUGGAAAAAUCGAUCUUCUUAUAUGUACGGAUGCUCUUGCAAGAGGAAUUGAUCUGCCGGACGUACAGUGUGUGAUUUCUUACUCUGCACCCAAAUACUUAAAAACUUACAUUCAUAGAGCUGGAAGAACUGCCAGAGCCGGCGCGCCCGGACUAGUCAUUAUCAUUUUGCACGGCUCUCAGCUGUCAAAGUUCAAAGGACUCUUGAGAGAAGCUGGAAAAACUAGUAUAGAGCAGUUAACAAUGCCAGAGGAUGAAUUAACUUCUUUGGCAGAACAAUAUAAAGAGUCUUUAGCAAAGUUGCGAGAAACUGUUGAGAGAGAAGAUAAAAUUGAUGUUCAAAAAAAAAAGUCUGCAAAGAGGUUAAAGCCGGCAAUAAAAGAAAGCCAGAGAAAACGAAUCAAUUUAGGUGACCAAUAAGACUAUUGUUGUUCAUUAAAUACAUUGUGAUUAUAUAAGUGGUUUUGAUUAUCACACACAUGUGCCCAGAUCAUACAGCUAUUAGAUAAUUGAUAGUUUCCUAAAGAGAGUAAUGAUUUUCCGCGCAUGCCUUUACAUUUGAACACAACCCGCACUUUGCGCCAUUUUAUUUCUAAAUAGCGAUUCCACACACUUAACUCGUUUCCCUCAGAACAUUUAAGGUUAAACUAACCAAAACAAACAGUAUUUUGAGAAAAUACUGCCGUUAAAAUGCCGCAUCCAAACUUAUUGA